Mya arenaria is the source of this 1873-nucleotide messenger RNA. RefSeq names its product WSCD family member CG9164-like. The coding region runs from base 202 to 1251 and encodes 349 amino acids. The transcript has 4 exons. Gene Ontology annotation, molecular function: sulfotransferase activity. Lineage: Eukaryota; Metazoa; Mollusca; Bivalvia; Myida; Myidae. The record is from RefSeq and is a predicted model, not a curated record.
GCGGAGUAUUUAUGUACAUGAGGAUACGGUUUAAAGCAUACCUGUCACAAGCCAAUAUGUGUUACCUGGUAUGUAAACACAAGUAGUUCACUUAAUUUAACUGCAUGAGUAUGUGUGUGACGUAACCUAAUCAUUGACCAGACAGAUUAUUGAACAAUGUAAAGGAAACACUGCAAUAACAACAGGAAUGGCGCUAACAGAAUGUCAAAAACAAGGUGGUGGUUGUUGUCAGUGUUUCUGACAUCAUUUGGACUUCUCUGGUUGUGGUUGACAAACGAGCGUUCCCUUACCGACCGUUCCAUUGUACUGGACGCAUUCCGGUCCAUUCGGGCCCCGGGCGACCCUAAGACCCAAGCAGAGCGUCUCCGCCAGUGGGUGACCCCAUUCCCUCGGACGGUGAUAUCCGAUUUACAAGACAUUACUGACGGAAACAAGGCAGGGAGCAACCACUGGUGUCGGGAGCGGCCAUCGGGCGACAUCCGGCUGUCUCCAGUGGAGCUGGCGUUCACGGGGUUGGUGGGUCCCUGGCGGGCCGGCAACACAUGGGUGCGCCACCUUCUUCAGCAAGCCACGGGGUUCUGCACGACUGGGCUGUACUGUGACAAGGAGCUGAGAGACCAUGGCUUUCCGUUUGAGUGCGCGCACGAGGUGGACCGUAAGCGCUGCCUGCUGGUUAAGGCGCACCUACCGGACCCGGCGUUCGAGAGGACGUACGUGGACCGACUGCCGGAGGUGAUCCCCGAGUUUGAUCGCGCGGUGCUGCUGGUGCGCAACCCGUAUGAGUUUAUUGUGGCCAACAUGUACUUCUGGCACAUGGAGACGGUUCCAGAGGAGGCGUUCAUGAAAAACAACUCACGUUGGCGGCACAGUCAGCCGAAGCUGUUGGACUGGUGGCGGGACAUGAACGCUUACUGGCUGACCAACUACACGGGCGCGCUACUUCCGGUCCUCUACUCGCGCAUCCGUCGGGACGUUUAUGGGGAGCUCCACCACUUACUUGCCUUCCUUCACGUUAACGUCAGUGACGCAGACGUAAGGUGCGCGGUGCAGUGCGGCGAGGGUAGUUUCCACAGGCCGAGCCGGAAAUGGACUCGCGUACGCAGCCUCGUGGAGCUGUUCGACCGACCGCUGCAGGCAAAAAUAAACCUUAGCAUAGCAGAAACGUCAAAACAGCUGAGAGACAAAUUCGGCAUUAUUUGGAUGGGAGACAAUGACGAUCUCUUUACAAAUACAUCAACGUCAUUACACUAGCGGAGAGAGAAACUACAUCUUUGUAUAAUGCGACUUAUGCCUUAAAUAAGGUGAACUAUUUCGAUUGUUGUUUUACACUGGCAAUCACAUUAACAGCCUAUAAAUUCCGUAUCGGUGAAGAGGGGGCGUAUGCACAGUUGCGCCACACAAUUACGCCCCCUCAAAUCCUGGAUCCACCCAUGGUUUUGACCUGAAAAGAUUAUUUAUUUAAGAACCGGUAAAAUUUUGCAUGGACAUGUCGACGUAACACAUACAGCCUGUCUUUAACAUGUUUGUUACUGGGACUUCGGAAAAUGAUAUUGGCCACAGACGGAGAAAUUUGGUGACGUCAAUAGGGUUCCGAGUUAAAACUGGGAAACGAACACGGCUGUUUAUCUACCAGAAGAGAGAAAGAACAUUAUAUUUUAUAAAUCUAACCGCUACCAAUUAUAAUUUGUUAAACCAACAUCAACAUUAAAGUGUCCUUAAAAUCCCAAAACACUGACUUUCAGCAAAGGGGAAAUGUUUUCAUUACAAAUGAUCUGAAAACUAAAUUAAAAAGGUUGCAUGAAUGAUUGGUCAAACUUCCACAAACGGUUUAGUUACCGAAUUGUAUGGUGUGAUUAAAGAAAACUGCACAUGA